Molecule: messenger RNA, 1257 nt
Organism: [Torrubiella] hemipterigena
Lineage: Eukaryota; Fungi; Ascomycota; Sordariomycetes; Hypocreales; Clavicipitaceae
Source: the annotation of a GenBank genome assembly
AUGGAUUAUCACGAUGUUCAUGGGCACGAUGUUGCAAGUUUUGACACUACCGGGACGCAUCGCUUGCCGCCUAUCGAUGCCUCACAGGCUCUAGAGCAGCUUGAGGAUGAGAAAUCACAACCCAUAUCUACAGGUAUAACAAAACUAGAUAAGAUUCUUCUCGAUACGGCCCCGUUCAACCCCGCAUCGCUCGGCGGCAUCCAACGCGGUCAGGUCACCGAGGUCUGGGGUCCGCCUGGCAGCGGCAGGACAGCACUUGGAAUUCAGCUCACAGCUAAUGCCCUAAAGGAUGGCCAAGGCGUUGCAUGGAUUGAUUGCUUUCAGAAGCUCCAAAGCCAACGCUUGGCUAAAGUUUUACACCAUAUUAACAAUAACCCGAAGUCUGAGACUAAUCAGAACGAAGAUGGAAACUCCAUCGCGCCAAAGCUGGGCAAGUUUAGCCACUACUCCUGCUUCACGCUAGCUCACUUCAUGGCCUUGGUCUCUAAGCCAGCAUCCAAGGCCUUUGAUCCGGAUGUUUCUUUAAUUGUUAUUAGCUCAGUCUCGGCGCUCAUAAACUCAGCUCUGCCGAGAAGCCAUGAGCCACGGACUUCUGGGACAAAGAACUCGGGUGGACCAUCUGUUAACGCCAAACGCCUCCAAGCUAUCCAAUUCAUCAUCACCUCGCUUCAAAAGCUAGCCGCAACUAAAAAGUGCACGGUUGUCAUUCUAUCACAGUGUGCCACAAAAAUGCAGGCAGAUCGGAGUGCCGCUCUUAUACCUGCCAUAAACACUGCUUUGUGGGAGCAAGGUACUGCAACCAAGAUAGUGUUAUUUAGAAAUUGGCUCUGGAGAGAAAGGAAGGCGAGCAGCGUCUUCCUAGCCGGUGUACAGAAGCGCAACGGGCGGAAGUUAUAUGACAACGGCGAGCAUGUAUGUGCUUUCCAAGUUAACCAGGCUGGUAUAAGUGGCGUGGCAUACGAUCCUAGUCAGCUAGUGAAGAUGACAGAUGGUCAAGCUGCAAGUAAACGAAAACUAGGGCAAACAGAGCUUGAAGUUCCCGAUAGUGAAGAUGAGGAAGACUACGGUUGGGAUGAGGGUGAUGACGCCGCGCUGCCGCCACCUCCUCCUCAGUGGCAAGGGAGUGAAGACAUCAUUCUUGGCCAGGACGUUGGCCACAGCGACUCCGAACAAGAACAAGAGGCGGACAACGAAUAUUAUUAUGAGGAUGAGGAUGAGGCUGACAGUGACGACGGCGACGGUCCGGAUCGAGAAUGA